Molecule: messenger RNA, 993 nt
Organism: Acanthosepion pharaonis
Lineage: Eukaryota; Metazoa; Mollusca; Cephalopoda; Sepiida; Sepiidae
Source: the annotation of a GenBank genome assembly
AUGGUAUAUAUUCGAUUUGGUGAUGCUAUUAUUCGCAUUUUCUCCUACUUGGCUAUUGAACAGAUUUUUUCUCUUUUUUUUUUUUUUUUUUUUUUUGUUUUUUUUUUUUUUUUUUUUUUCAAAAUUCUUCUUUUCCUUUUCUUCUUCUUUUUCUUUCUUUUCUUUUUUUUUUUUUUUCUUUCUUUAAAUUUCUUUUUUUUUUUUUUCUUUUUUUUUCUUUCUUUUCUUCUUUUUUCUUGUUUUCUUUUUCUUUUUUUUCUUUUCUUCUUCUUUUUUCUUUCUUCAUUUCUUGUUCUUUUCUUCUUAUUCUUUUCUUUCUUUCUUUUUUUCUUCUUUCUUUUCUUCUUCUUCUUCUUCUUCUUUCUUUUUUUUCUUUUCUUCUUCUUUUUCUUUCUUCAAAGUUUUCCUUCUCUCUUUCUUCUUUCUUUCAGAAAUGUUUUUCAUUUCUUUUUUAGUCCUUCCUCUUUUCUCGAUUCAAUCAUCAUUUUCAUUAAGAAAUUGUUUUUUUUUUCUUUUUUGAAUUCCACUUUUCAUUCUUAUCAAUUUUCAACGACUUUUUCUUUCUUUCUUUCUUUCUUUCUUUCUUUCUUUCUUUCUUUUAUAUAUUUCGAAAUGUUUUUCCUUGUUUAUUUUUCAUCAAUUUUCAACGCUUCUUUCAUUCUUUCUUUCUUUCUUUCUUUCUUACUUUCUUUCUUUCUUUCUUAUAUUUAUUCCGAAAUUUUUUCCUUCCUUUUUUAUUUUUCAGUUUCUCAUUUUCUUAAUUCUCAGUUUUUUUUUAACGAUUUUAUUCUUCUUUUUCUUUAUUCCUUUUUCUUUCUCUCUUUUUCUUUUUCUUUCUUUCUUUCUUUCUUAUAUUUAUUGCUUUUUUUUUUUUUCUACUUUUUUAUUUUUCAGUUUUUUAUUUUCUUAAUUAUUAUUCAAAUCUCAACUAUUCUUUCUUUCUUUCUUUCUUUCUUUCUUUCUUUCUUUCUUUCUUUCUUUCUUUCUUUCUAA